AUGACCGAACCUCUCUCCCUCUUUCUGACUCAGCGCCGGAGUCGCCGCGGCCGUGGCCGGCGCUGCCCUUUGAGGGUGACCUUUAAAGGGCUUCUCCCUCCUGCCCACGAGCCACCGGACUCGUGGCCACCACCCGGGAGGCAGGAUCCAUCCCAGCAGCCCCCCCCGGAGCGGGCUCGUCAGCGUCAGCACCGUGGUCCCGUGGGGCUGGGGCGGUCCAGCUGCCCCCCCCCUCCCUCCGUGGCCACGUUCCCAGGGCCUCUUUGCCCUGUUGUGGUGCAGGAUCUGGCCGUGGGGCCCAACUCCCCGACAGUGAACCCCCCCCUCCUCAAAUUCUUCCCAAUUGGAUCCAGGAAUGGCCCUGGUGACGUCCCCAAAACCGAGCUGAGCAUCCUCGCCGUGUUGGGGGCGGGGAGGGGGGGCACGGUGGGGGUCCGGCGCAGCCACCGGGCUGAGCUUGGUGCCAGCUCCACGCUCUCCUCCUCCUCCUCCUCCUCCCUGCAGGAUGCUGUUCUCAACGCCUGUUACCGGGGCUGCCGGCUGUUCUCCAUCUGUCACUUCGUGGAUGCGAGCGCCGAGCUGAACACAACCAGAGCUGAGUGUGAAGCAGCGUGCACCGAAGCCUACAGCAACGCAGAGGAGCAGUUUGGCUGCGUGACGGGGUGCCACAAGCAGUUGCCCGAGGUGGAGAGCAGGAAGGAGAAGAGCCUGGAGCUGAAGGUGCCGUCGUUUUCCAUGUUGGAUUUGGUCUCCACCUUCUGCAACGACAUCGUCAGCUCUGCCCAGAGCUUCAUCUCCUCCACCUGGACCUUCUACCUGCAGGCGGAUGAUGGCAAAGUUGUGGUGUUUCAGUCCCAGCCCGAGAUGGAGUAUCCGGUACCCGAGGUGCAGGAGAUCCAGCCAGAGCGGCCGGUGCGGCCAGGACCAGGGUCCAGCCCCCGUGUCCCCCAGCCCCACACAGGCUCCCGGGUGAAGGGGGAGAAGCCCCCCAUGAAGGAGCCACGGGGCAAAGCCAAGGGGCAGCACCCGGACCCCCCGCAGCCCGAGCACGACUUCCUGGGCUGCAUGUCCAAACGCUCGGGCCUUCCUCGCUGGAUCCUGGCCGCCUGCCUCUUCCUCUCCAUCAUGGUGAUGCUGUGGCUGAGCUGUGCCAGUUUGGUGACCGCCCCUGAGCAGCACGUCAAGACCCAGCCUCUGAGCAUCAACGGGGACAAGGAGUACCUGGAGGACCUGGAUGGCCCCGGCGCCUUCCCCCUGCCGCCCGUCAUCGCCGUCACCCUGUGUCCCACGCACGGCGGCGAGGAUGGGGGGCCGCUGCCCCUCAAAGUCGACCUGGACAAGACCAUCCUGUAGCGCUCCCACCCCUUCCCAUCACCUCCAUCUCCCUGUCACCAUCCCCACAGCAUCAUCCCUGCUCCCGCUCCGCUCCCCCUCCGGCUGCCCCAUAUCCCUGGCUCCUGGAGGAGCAUCUCCAGCUCCGACGUGGGGAGGAUUGGGGGUACCAUCUGUCUGGGUCCCCCUCUCCUCCCCAGGGAUGGCCGCUGUGGAGAAGGCUCCCAGGAGCCAGGCAGCGGCUUUGCCUCCUCUGUAGAUGUUCUGGGAUCCUGGUUUCCAGCUCUCCAGAGCCAAGAGAGGAGCUGCCAGAGCGAGGAGGCCGGGGGGAGCCCAUCCUCGUAGCGGGGCGGUCCGUCUCCUCCCGCCCGGAGCCCCCGGGGCCCCGCAGCCCUCCGGGCAUGGGUCCAGCGCUGGGCAGGAGGGAGCCGGCUGCGGGUGGGGGGAUGGAGAGUGUCUGCAAGGAUCUGGGCUUUGGCUCGGCACAUCCCCGGCCUCCCACCUUGGGCUGAGCCUCCAAGGCGCCGUCUCCGGCCCUGGGAACUCCCUUCCGCCGGCCGGAGCCGAUUGCCUUGGGGAACCGAAACGUGGCGAAUGGAUUUGGCCUUGGCAGCCGGAGGGAGGGAGCGGAUCUCGCCGCCUCCGUGCCCACGCCGAGGACCCAGCCGGCUCCUUCCCCGGAGCUGUGGAGGGGCCCCGGGAUGGUUCCUUCCCCCCUCCCUGCUCCCUGAGGCCUUUGGGGCGGCUGGCCCCGAUGCCAAGGGGAUGGGAGUGGGACCAAGAAGGGGGAUGAGGGAACGAUUCCUUGUGUCCGAGCUCGGAGCUGCUGGGAUGCCCCCGUGCUGGGCUCAGCAUCCCUGCCUGAUGCCAGGAGCAGCUCACCCUGUGGGGCUGUAGCUGAUGGCAGGACCCAGCAGCAGCCGAUCUCCGGGGCCUCCAGGCUCGCAGCUCUGCCCUGGAAGUGGGGGGCCAGCCCUGGGGUCCCCCCUUGGUGUGGAGGAGUCCCCAACCUCCUCCUGCUCCCCAGGGCUCUGCUCUCGGGCGAGAUGGAGCAUCUCCCCCUCUCCCCUCCGUUCUCCAUCACUUGACAUCGUGCGUCGUUUCGUGGUUUGAUUGUCACCAGCAUGUGGUCCCUCGGUCCCCGACACCCCCUGGGGACACUCCGGCGCUCGGGAGGGACGGCUCGGCGGGGGCGGUCCCUUCCAUCCCCACCUCCACCUAACACAUCUGUACAGAUUAACUUAUUACCCGUGAACCCCCC
This is a messenger RNA of Calidris pugnax (ruff), 2593 nucleotides long. It is a transcript of the gene TMEM59L, whose product is annotated as transmembrane protein 59 like. The record is from RefSeq and is a predicted model, not a curated record. Lineage: Eukaryota; Metazoa; Chordata; Aves; Charadriiformes; Scolopacidae. The transcript has 8 exons. Bases 1 to 1353 code for a protein of 450 amino acids.